This is a messenger RNA of Coccinella septempunctata (seven-spotted ladybird), 2130 nucleotides long. It is a transcript of the gene HGTX, whose product is annotated as homeobox protein Nkx-6.2. The record is from RefSeq and is a predicted model, not a curated record. Gene Ontology annotation, molecular function: RNA polymerase II cis-regulatory region sequence-specific DNA binding; DNA-binding transcription factor activity, RNA polymerase II-specific. The transcript is spliced from 3 exons. Gene Ontology annotation, biological process: cell differentiation; regulation of transcription by RNA polymerase II. Gene Ontology annotation, cellular component: nucleus. The coding region runs from base 268 to 1254 and encodes 328 amino acids. Lineage: Eukaryota; Metazoa; Arthropoda; Insecta; Coleoptera; Coccinellidae.
UAAGCCUCGCCCACCGUCUCACCUAGCAUUAUUCCGACGUGUCCGUCACCAGCAACGGCUCUGACAGCUCUACUACGGCGGGUGCUGGCCGGUGUCACAAUUUCGAGACAUUCCAAUCCGGGACAGUCAUCAUUCGUGACCUCUCAAGUGCGGUGCUUGUGAUGUGCAGUUUCGAGCACGUGGUCGUGUGAUCCGGCUAGAAGGACCAAAAGGCAUAGACGCGUCGAACGCGUCCCUAACACCUUAGCCACGGCGUCUCCAUCGGCAAUGACACAACACAGUGACGCUUCUAGUGAUCGAUCAGAGGUAUCGGUGACACCGCCGCCGCCGGUAUCGAAAAUGUUAGAAUUCGCCAGUCACCAGAACCUGAGCUUCCUCAACUUGGAGCAUCGCAACAUGCUCGCCGCCCCCUUGGCCGCCCUGCACUCGAUGACGGAGAUGAAGACGCAUCAGCAGCACCUGUCUCCUGACCAUUUGCACCAUCGUCAAGAUAAGAACGAUACGGAUGUCAUGCUGGAGCGUACAAAUUUACACGUAGAACGCUCCGGCUUGGCCUCCCGCAGCCCGCUCGGCGGCAAUAGUAAUAGUUCGCAGGGGGCAAAUCCUCACGGCAUUGACCACAUCCUGUCGAGACCGACCCAGGUCACGGCAGGUCCGCUACAUUUUCCCCACAGCCUCGGCUUCUCCCAAAAUUCUCUAGGGAUGGCCUCCAACAGCCAGGCGGCCACCAACGCCGCCGGCCUGAGAGGCUUCAACAUUGCCGCGGCCGCAUUCUUCCACCACCAUGCGGCCAAUUCCGUCAACAAGCCGCCGGUCGAACUGUCGCGAAGUACCAGCGGCCUGUACUGGCCAGGCUUCCAAGGACUGGUCGCCAACCCCAUCGCCUGGAGGGACCGCCUCAGCAGCAUGAAUCACAGUAAUAUGGGUGGACUGAGUGACAAAGACGCAAAAAAGAAACACACACGUCCUACAUUUUCGGGACAGCAGAUUUUUGCGUUAGAGAAGACCUUCGAACAAACCAAAUACCUUGCAGGGCCAGAAAGGGCCAAAUUAGCGUAUGCCUUAGGAAUGACAGAGAGCCAAGUGAAGGUGUGGUUCCAGAAUAGGCGCACAAAAUGGAGGAAAAAACACGCGGCUGAAAUGGCGACCGCAAAGCGGAAGCAAGAGGUCCUAGACAACCAGACAGAUGAAAAUAGCGACGUUAUCUCCGACACCGAGGAGGAGAAUGGCAGCAAGAGGCAGAAUCUGCAAUGAAACGCCGAAUUUGUAAAUUACUUACGCCCGAGGACUUAAAUUGUAAAUAUAGUUUAUAGUGAUCCGUGUUCGUUCUUAUAUGACAAUGUGAUGCGUGAUAACGUGAGGACUAAAUGGACGCGCUUUGUAAAAAAUAUAUAUAAAUAUUAUCGAGAAUUAAUAUGUAUACUUAUAUUAUCGCUAUUUAAUAUAAUACUUAUGUUUUGAUAAAAUUGAAGGUGCGUAACCCGCUUAGUGAUAUACUUAUAAAAUAUUACCUACAUACAAAUCAAAUUUGUUCACGAAUUUUAUGUUUAUGUAAAGAACGAUCGAAUUUAAUUCUACGUACUUAUGGAGAUUGAUUUGUAAUUUUUAGUCCCUGAACUUCAAGUUCCAUGUAAGUAGUAUUAAAAAAAAAGAAAUUAACUAAUUAUUGGUAGAAACUUGAAUAAUUUCCACUCACUAAUACCAGUGUAUAUUAUAAGACUACCUACUUAGUUGAAUUCGUGUAAUUUUUCAUUUAUCAACGAACAACCCACUGUAGCUCACUAUUUGAUCAAUUCAUUGCUUGUUAUGCACUUUUAAUUAAAGUUGUUGAUAUUUUGUAUAAUCUAUUUCGACAUAUUUCUUAGGUAUCCAAAAUAUGAUCAACCUACCUACCCUCAAAGAUCUUGAUUUUUUCAUAUCACGAUUAUGUAGUAUAUUCGACAAUUAACUUAUUUAUGUACAAAUUACUUAUUUGGAGCGAAUAUGUAAAUUAUUGAAGUGAAAAUUGGAAGUGCCGAAAUUUUUGCAAUUCAGUAAUGUGAAGAAGUUGUGCAAUUUUCUCAUUAUUCGUAUAGCAUUUGGCAGCCUGUAUGUAAUAUAUUGAAUUGUAUUUGUAAAAUUAUAAUAAAA